AUGGAGUGUGAGCAGCAAGGGGCAGCAGUGGCAGCCACUGGAAAGGGUACUGCUGAGAUGGGUGCUGCUGCGAGGGGUGCUGCUGCAAGUGCGACCACUGGGGGCAACAUGGGAGGAGCAGCGCCUUGCACCCAUCUUCUCCACCCGCCUGCUGCCCUCCCGCCGCCCCUCGUUCCUCCUCCAGCUGCUCCCGCGUUCUCACCAAGGGACCCUCCCCAGCAAGCGAGGACAGCAAGUUCCCCUCGCCUAGCCAGCCCUCACCCUUACUACUUCGAUUUGAACAUCAUCGCUGCUCCUCCCAUACCUUCUUGUCUCCUCCUCCCUGCCUGUCAUCCUGCAGUCAAACACAGCAUGGCACGGGAGUGGCAGCAGCAGCAAUAUCAGCAAGGGACAACUAGCACGGGCGAAUCAACUGAGCCCUUUUCCUGCGGUGCGUUCCUUGUCCCCCUCCUGUCCUUCUCCUCAGAGCUCUAUGUGCCAUCCACUCUCGCUCCCUUCCCCUCUGCUUCUUCUCGACGCCUUCUCUCCUCUCAUACCCUCUUGCGCCGCUGUCUGACAAGCAGGCACGUCAAUGGUGGCAUGGGAGGGAUCACAGGCGAGGUCAAGUCAUUCGACUUCUUCUUAUGGAUUGGACUGGCAUUUCCCCACAUCCUCUCUCUCCCCCUCGCUGCGGUGCCCCUCCCCAUUCCUCCCUCUGCGACCCACCUCCCCCUGCAUCCCACCUCCCUCUGCGACCUACCAACCCAUGUAACGCACCAGCAACCCCCUGCGUAG
This is a messenger RNA of Closterium sp. Naga37s-1, 774 nucleotides long. Lineage: Eukaryota; Viridiplantae; Streptophyta; Zygnematophyceae; Desmidiales; Closteriaceae. The record is from the annotation of a GenBank genome assembly.